Molecule: messenger RNA, 1929 nt
Organism: Debaryomyces hansenii CBS767
Lineage: Eukaryota; Fungi; Ascomycota; Pichiomycetes; Serinales; Debaryomycetaceae
Product: TFIIH/NER complex subunit
Exons: 1
Coding region: 1-1929 (642 amino acids)
Biological process (GO): transcription by RNA polymerase I; transcription by RNA polymerase II; nucleotide-excision repair
Cellular component (GO): transcription factor TFIIH core complex; transcription factor TFIIH holo complex
Source: RefSeq, a predicted model, not a curated record
AUGUCUUCGAUAUCCGGAGCAUGUAUGGUAUCGAAGAUAUCAGGAAUGAUUCAUAUCAGAGAAGAUACGACCCCACUGGUCUUAGAAUGGAACGCAAUAGAUCAGCUGAAAACAGUAGCCAUACCUUUGAACUCAUUAACUAAUUUAAGAGCUUCUAAAGAGACGGCACCCAAGAUGAUGUUAUUGGUGUUAUACAAGUUAAAUAAUGAUCAGGAUGAGAAAGAGCUAAGGCUUACGUUUACUAAUAGGCCGACGAUGAACAAUAUUAAAGAUUCUCUACAGACCAUCGUUGCGAGACAGAAAACGGUGAUCAAAGACAGUCCUACGCCAAUGCCGAGUUCGAGUGCCCCAAGCACGCCAGUACCACUGUCUAGUGCUAACUCCGCUGGUUCUACUUCAACAUCGAAUAUGUUGUCAUUUACAGACCCCCAAUCGUUAAGUGAUCUGAGCCUCUUGAAAAACCAUCAAUUACAACAAAAAUUGUUAUUAGAGGAUAAAAACUUGAGAAAUACCUUUACUCAGUCGGUUAUAAACUUCAAAUUAUCUCCAAAUGUGUUUUGGCUGACAAGAUUAAAUCAAUUAAGAACAUAUGCAUUAACCAUCUCCCAACAGAAAGGCCCGUAUAACGUACUAUCGACCAUUAAGCCCGUCGCAUCGUCGGACAAUCAAGUGAAUGUCAACGUAACUAGAGAUACUAUAAACGAAAUAUUCGGUACUUAUCCUAUAAUCAGAAAGGCGUUCGAUGAUUUAGUUCCUUCGAAGUUUCCUGAAGGGGAAUUUUGGUCAAGAUUCUUUAACUCUAAGUUAUUUAGACGGUUGAGAGGUGAUAAGAUCAAUACUUCUAAUGAAAGGGGGGACUUUGUAUUAGAUAAGUACUUAUACAUUGAUCUGGACUUUGUUGAAAAAGAAGAUGCUGACGAGUCAAAUAAGCAGACUAAAUUACCGGAUAAAUCAGAAGUUCAAGUCAAUAAAUUUUUAGAUCUUUUAGGAAAUGAAGAAGACAACUCCCAAAAGCUAGGCAAUAUGCCAGAUAUAACAAUGAGAUAUUCAGAUGAUGUGAAUAAACAAAAUGCAUUAUUAAAUCCAACGGUGAGAGGCAAAACUCCGCAAAAGGGACAGGAGAACGAAAUGAUCAUUCUUAUGAAGAAUAUGAACAAAUUAUCAUCCAAAAUGGUACAUAUGAGUGCAGAAUCUGAAAGCCAUAAAACUCAGGAUGAUGAUUUAUCGGCAGCGGAAGUAAACGAAUAUGAACAAGAAUUAAAUUUGCAUGAUUUGAACGAAAUAGAAGACUUGAAGUACGUUGAACUUAACAUCAACACCAAAAGUCACAUUAUGUUUGCAGACUCUCAAGAAGAUAGUACACAGAACGUAUCCCCCGACGAAUUGUCGGCAUUUUUGUCUGGAAACACUUUCCAGCCACAGCUCAACGGAAUCAAUCUUACUGAAACGUACUCUUCCAAAAAGGAUGAAAUAAACAAAUCUGCCAAUGAUAUAACGACUUUGAUCAAACAAAAUUUCAGGACUUUUAAAUUAAUAAAUCAGUCGUCCAAGGAAUCGAGUGAGAAUGUAAUUGUUCCCGAUUCAAUGAUUCAAGAAAUCGUAACAUACAAUAUAACAAUCAUGGAAUUUUUGUCUCAAUUUUGGAAAUUGUUCUUAAACGGUACUAACCCAAAUCAAUUAAAAAAGAUAUUUGCAAGUUUAAAAAAUUGUAAAAACGCCUUAAACCAAUUGUCAGAGAAAAUCACAACCACGAUUAAUAAUAGUAGUUUAGUUCAAGACAAACCAAAGUUGAAAGAAAAACUAUGCAAGGACUUAGCAACAUGCAUUAGUCCGCUUCAGAAUGGACUUGACAAGGCCUGUACUGAUUACAUUAAAGCUGUAAGAAUGUCUACAGAAACAAACGAAAAUGGAAAAAGGCCGCUAGAGUAA